GGAUAGCGCAACAUAUUAUGAGGUUCUCUAAAGCUUUUGAGUCUAACAAGUGGAGGAGGUAAUUCAGUGUUAGAUUCAUGCACCCAGUGGUGAUCUCAUUGUCAUCUCCUUUGUCAUCCAAUCUGUUGGCAGGGAUAGAUAGAGCUGUGGCAUGACAUGGAGGGGAUGGGCCUGGAUAGGAUAUUUCCUUGAUUCGUUAUUGGGUGAAGGCAAUGAUAGCUUCAUCGUUAUCCAGCAAACCAGGACGAUAUCUGGUGACUGCAAGGGAGCCCAGUUGCCGAACAGUAUGCCUGGUGAGCGGCAUUAGCAACUAGAAGUGGAGUGCAUAACUAUAUCUUCCCUUCACACCUUACAUCUUGCUUCUUGAAGCAAAGCACGGAACAUUGCUGAUUCAAAUACUGUGACAUCCGAAAAACGUAUGGCACACAGCGUCAGGUUAACGAUCUCAAGGGCAAGAGGUUUUGUACCGACACAAGCGGGGUUGUGCCCGACGUUGCUCGAAGGAGCGUACCAAUGAAUUGCCCACAUUGCUUCCCAGCCAGCCAUAGAAGAUGACCAAACAAUCGCUCACUGAUUAAUCUGAUGAGCUGAGUUCGCCCAGCAAACGGAUAGCGCUCUAAGUGAGGUUAAACUGGCAUUUAACGACUUCAAUACCCGAAACACCUGGGCAGGGGACAGUUGCCCCCAAUUUAGCGGCUGAAAGAAGGGACCACCACAGCCUUGGAUCCUUGGUUGCAUCUUAUUAAACCCUGAACAUGAUUUUGCGCCUUCGUUGUCCUCGUAUUUAAUAGCCUCCUUUUCUUUUCUUUUCUUUCUUUUUUUUUCUUCCUGUUUUGGGAUAUCUUUUAGCCUCUUUCAUUCAGCCUGGUGGGUGAGACGAACCUCGUGCCGUCGCUGACAGCCGCAACUGAUGGACUCUGUGCCCAUGACGCAGGCGGGGAAAUCGCAAAUCUGGCCCAGAUAUGCUUGUACGCAAAACUCCAACCAACUUAGCACCUAGUAGCUCAAGGGAUUGUGCAUAUCCCAGGCCUGCAUUCCUUCCGCCAAUCCCGGAUUCAAACUGGCGAUGACAAACGGGAUCUGCGUGCGUCUGGAACCGCCAGCCCUGGAUCGCCCGAUGGUGGAUCUAUCUAGUAGACCCGCUGUCUCGUUCGAACUAUGGGCGAUGUUCCUUUGGGCGGAUGUCUGCUCAGCCUCGCCAUCAAGGAAACAGGAUUCACUCGUUCUGGAGUGCGAAUGUCAAAUUUCCACUGUAUAAAUGGAUCAACGAGUUCCAUAUCGUUGAUUCGUGUGUGUUCUUUGAUUUCCUUAGACGAAUAGCUCUGCUUCCCUGUCUCUGUGCUCCCGCGGUAUUUGGUGACUGAGAUCAGGACCUUUUGUGUUGCUUUCUGAAAUCGGAUCACGUCCCUAUUUGCCCGUCUGAUCCAGUGGUUGCUCAUAUUUCGAACUCUAAUCUUCCCUAUCGUUGCCGCUGUGAAGAUAACGUCGAGAAUGACGGGAUCUUCUGGGAACGGUUCUCUCCGCGAAGAGAUAGAAGAUGGCGUGUCAAAACUUAGUCAACUCAUCCGCGCUUCGUUGCGGCCGCUGCCUACCCGAACUGGGGAUGGAAGUUAUAUUGACGAAACGCCGCCUGAACCGACUUUAAUCGAUGACCUGAAGAAAGUCGGCAUUAAAGAUCUCGAUACGCUGGUUGAUGUUGUUCGAAAUGCUGCGACGGGAGAACCAGUCAAUGAUAAGGAUUAUAUCAUGGAGAGGGUCAUCCAGCUCGCUUCCUCGUUGCCCUCCAGAUCACGAAAUGCAGAUAGGUUGAGCAACUCUCUUCUCUCUUUGCUUUGGAACGAUCUAAAGCAUCCGCCGUUGUCGUAGUUAUCUCGGCGAAAAGUAUGUUUAUCGACAGGCAGAUGGUUCACACAAUAACAUCCUUUGGCCACAAAUCGGAGUUGCAGGUUCUUCAUAUGCGAGGACUGUGCCAUCGAAGUCCGUUCAACCAGCAGUGCUCCCAGACCCGGGGACCCUUUUCGAUAGUCUGUUGGUUCGGAAACAGUUCAAAGCUCAUCCUAAUAAAAUAUCGAGCAUGCUAUUUUACCUGGCCUCUAUUAUUAUUCAUGACCUAUUCCGCACUGACCGUGGUGACUAUACACGUUCCCUUACUUCCUCUUAUCUUGACCUUGCUCCGCUCUACGGGAGCAACUAGGAAGAAUAGAAUAUAGUCCGAUCCUUCAAGGAUGGGAAGUUGAAGCCGGACUGCUUUUCCGAGACGAGAAUUUUAGGGUUUCCACCCGGUGUUGGCGUGCUUCUCAUAAUGUUCAACCGUUUCCAUAACCAUGUGGUUGAAAAUCUGGCUUUAAUCAACCAAGACGAUCGCUUCUCGAAGCCAGCUGAGUCGAGUGGGAAAGCAUACGCCAAGUACGAUAACGACCUUUUCCAAACUGGCCGUUUGAUUACAUGUGGGCUGUACAUAAAUAUUAUCCUGAAAGAUUAUGUGCGCACGAUUCUAAAUAUCAACCGGACGGACAGUGAUUGGAGCCUCGACCCUCGUUCUGAAUCUAUGAGAGGCCUUUUCGGUACUGAGAUCGAUGAAGCAGGUGGGAACCAAGUUUCCGCAGAAUUUAAUUUGGUAUAUCGGUGGCACUCCUGCGUUUCGGAACGUGAUGACAAAUGGACUCAAGACGCCUAUAGAGAGCUAUUCGGCGAUGAUACGGACCCGAACAAAGUAAGCCUAUCUGAUUUCCUAAGGGUUCUCGGCAAAUGGGAAGCUGGAAUUCCGAACGAUCCUCUAAAGCGACCAUUUGCCAAACUCACCCGUGGAUCAAACGGUUUAUUCGACGAUGACGACUUAACCAAAAUUCUCACGGAGAGCAUUGAGGAUUGUGCAGGGCCGUUUGGCGCUUCACAAAUUCCCGCUGUCUUCAGAGCGGUUGAAAUUCUUGGGAUUAAGCAAGCACGCUCUUGGAGACUUUCAAGCCUCAACGAGUUCCGCAAAUAUUUCAAUCUCAAACCUCACGAAACUUUCGAGGAUAUCAACUCUGACCCAUAUAUCGCUGACCAACUCAAGCAUUUGUACGACCAUCCCGACAAUGUCGAACUCUACCCUGGGCUCAUUGUCGAAGAAGCUAAAGAAGCCUUGUUACCGGGAAGUGGCCUAUGUGCUAGUUUUACUAUAUCUCGGGCAAUUCUUUCCGACGCUGUUGCUCUGGUACGAGGUGACCGCUUCUAUACUGUGGAUUAUACUCCAAAGAAUUUAACAAACUGGGGCUUUAAUGAAGCAAAUUUUGACAACACCGUUGACCAAGGGCACGUAUUCUAUAAAUUGUUCCUCCGGACAUUCCCCAGUCACUUCAAGCCGAAUUCAAUUUACGCCCACUUUCCCUUAGUGGUGCCUGAUGAAAACAGAGAAAUCCUUACAACGCUGGAUUUUGCCAGCAAAUACUCAUGGGACAAACCGGCGAGGAUUCCCCAUCCAACCAUGAUCGAAUCGUAUGCUGCAUGCGACGCGAUCCUUAAAAACCAAAAAGAUUUCAAGGUUACAUGGGGCGAGGCAAUUGAGUUUCUGAUGCACAAGGAGCGCAAUUCGUUUGGUAGAGACUUCAUGCUUUCUGGAGAUGAGCCACCCAAUGCGGCCUCCAGGCAGAUGAUGGGGAAAGCCUUAUAUCAUGGCGAAUGGGAGGCGGAGGUUAAAAAGUUCUAUGAACAUAUUACGCUCAAACUACUACUCGAAAAAUCGUACAAGAUUGCUGGAGUCAAUCAAGUGGACAUUGUGCGAGACGUCGCCAACAUCGCCCAGGUACAUUUUGCCGCGAGCGUCUUUUCACUUCCACUCAAGACAGCAGAUAACUCACGCGGUAUAUACACCGAAGCCGAACUUUAUAUGAUCAUGGCGCUUGUGUUCACUUGCAUCUUCUUCGACGCGGACCCUGCAAAGAGUUUCCCUCUUCGCCAGGGAGCUCGGAACGUUACGCAACAGCUUGGAGAUAUUGUCAUGUUAAAUGUGCAGCUGAUCAAGCAAACUGGAUUCCUCACGAGUGUUGCUGAACGAUUGUAUGGAAACGAUAUCCUGAUGGAGUAUGGGGUCCAUAUGAUUCGCCGCUUACUCGAUACCGGCCUACCUCCUGAGGAGAUCGUUUGGACACAUAUGCUUCCAACAGCAGGUGGUAUGGUAGCAAAUCAGGCGCAAUUAUUUUCUCAAUGUCUCGAUUACUUUUUAUCAGAGGAAGGGUCUGUCCACUUGCCAGAGAUCCAUCGAUUGUCCAAGUUGGAUACCGCUGAGGCUGAUGACCUUCUUUUGAAAUAUUUCCUCGAGGGAACUAGGCUUCGAUCAACGGUGGGCCUGUAUAGAGAGGUUGUCACCAAGUCAACUAUCAAGGACGGCCUAAAAGUGUUGAACUUGGAACCUGGAGAUCGUGUUGCGUGUAACCUGGUCAAGGCAUCUAUGGAUCCGAAGAAGUUCCCUGAACCCAAUAAAGUUGACUUGACGCGGGAUAUUGACUCGUAUAUCCAUUUCGGACAGGGCCCUCAUAAGUGCUUGGGGUUUAAUAUCUGCAUCACCGGACUAACGGCGAUGCUAAAAACGGUAGGCAAGCUGGAGAACCUGCGACGAGUACCAGGUCCCCAAGGGGAGCUCAGGAGGAUCCCAGGGCCUGGUGGCAUUAGCAAGUAUUUAGUGCCGGAUUAUACUGGCUACUUUCCCUUCCCAACAACCAUGAAGGUACAGUGGGAUGAGGAACUACCACCAUGUGUGGGUUAAGAUCUCGUCAAAUCAUGUUUGGCCAUUUUACGUUCCGGGCGCUUUGCAGCUUUAUUCUUCUCGGGUAUUUGUAUGUAUCUUUUAGCUCUUGAAUAAUGAAGGGCUUAAGUUAUCAGCAAACUUUAUCAUCUGCUCAUUCUGGGAUGGACGUAAUCGCAUAACUGUUCACCAUGCCGUGUGCUGGCACAAAAAUACGACCGCAACACUGGUGGAGUUCAGAAGCAAGAGGGUGGUUAGUAAUGCCGUUUUGCCUAGGAAAGUUGGUUUGGGGGCGAUGAAGUCAUCCCACUUGGUGUAAUAAUGGGUGAUUGGACCAUCUUCAUUCUGAGCUUCGUAGAAGUUCGAAGUCCCAUAUCGAUUCGCGGGCAAAGAUGCGAUAUGAACAAGGGUCUUGAGUAUAUAUCAACAACAACACAGCAUCCAGCGUCUCACAGAUGAUGUGUCAGGCAAACCGAGAUGAGGUGCGUGGAAGUUUACUGGGUAGGUAAGAGCGUAAUUGCGGAGUAAAAAAGAGCAAAUGGUACAGCAAGUUUACCGCCGAGAAGCUCCGUUCUGUGUAUUUACCCGCGUAAUUUUACGCGGUGACAAACAAGGCAAUAAUAAUUUUGGCAAACCAACAUCCAACCGACGACUCCUGACAACGCCCAACAAACAUCUCUUCUUCACUCCAUCGCCACGAUCCCCUCUACCAUCAAGCCUAGGCUCAGAGUCAGUGACUUCGUAAUUAGGAUAAAGUGCUCAAGCUUCUGGGAAUACGACCUGCACUCGUUCUCCCCCUGCUCACAAUUUGGGCUUGUCUUUACCCGUCACGUUUAGCCCAUACCUGACUGAACCUGAUCGAUUCUGUCACCUUUGCUCUCUAACCGACCCGAUCGACCUGAGCUAUCUACUCAACGCAUCAGAUUCUUGCUUCUUAAGUCAGUAUCUUAUCCAGAGACCACUAACAGCAGGUCCGCAAAUCAAGGAUACAAGCCCCUAAAUAGACCCCCCUCCUCAGUCAACCUUGUGGCGACGCAAGGCCGGUCAAGCAACACUUCUAGCGGAGCUUCUCGACCUCUACCACCACCAGGCUCCUGGUAGUGCGCAACCUCCCAUGGUGGACUACAGAGCUAUAUUCUAAUAUGGGGAGAAUAAAGAAGGUGGCGGGCCUUAAACAUGAGGCUACAAUCUCUCCCGCCUUAGCUACCUUCGUUCAACAAACCACUAGCGUUGACAUUCCGGAACUUCCUUCACAUCUCUUGACCUUCCCUCGCCGAUGGCCGUUCCCCCGAGGCGAUCUCUAUCAUUGGAUUGUAGUGCUGAACCGGUUUGAUGCGAUCCUUCAACAAGUGGUGGAAAAGUAUGACCUCCAUUUAGGCCCACAGACGAAGCCUUUUGGCCGCUUGGUUCUUCACGAUGCAUGCGUCUCCGCCGGUAUUGCAGCAACGACCCAAGAGUCUGAAGCACAUCUGGACAAGCUUGGCUUUGGGCCUGAAGGAGAUCGAGAGUUAGUCGAGGCUCUCCUAUCGUUCUCAAGACUGCUGCUGGAGAAAUGCGGCAAUCGGAGCCUAUACAGCAGCAGCGAUCGCUUGAAUGACUUCUUGAAUACCACGUCACUUUCCCUUCUUCAGAGUACGCUCCGUCUUGGUGUCAGCUUGGCCCAGCGAUACUUUUCCAGACAACGACAAUCGAAUAGUACUCAUUUCCAUCAGAGCUUACUUGCCACACACUACAAUAUUGAAUUGGAGCGUGUUCAGAAGCUUGCUGCGCCGUUUCCCAAACCUGCCCCUGCUAAGCCAACUGAUAGUUCAUCUAUUAUUAGCCUUAAGGGAAAAGAAAAGGCCACCCAGGUGCAGGUUGGCCGUCGGAGUUCCGUCACCAAAUGCAAUGCGAAUGAUCUAAUUGCCCUUACUAAGGAGCCGUCUGAUGCCUCGGAGCCCAAUGGGAUCCCUGCUCUGGCCUGGGAGGAAUGGGCUAGUAUUAGCAUGUCGUAUUACACGCCCUUUUCGGACACUGCUGAAGUUACCACUUUGGCAGGAGCCGGGAGCACCCCGAAUCCCCAGCAUGCCCCCGCGACCCCGACUCCUUUGCGUAGAGCUUCUACUCACCCCAGCUCAAGAUUGAGUAGAAGUUCAGCAACGGAUGAUUCACCAACCGCUCCACUAACCAGCUCUCCAAUCUAUAAAUACGAGGAAACAAAUAGAGGAAUUAAAAAUCUAGAGAUCCCAAGCUCGACGAUAGUAACCACGAGUAUUGAGGAAGUUUUGCAAACGCAUCUGGAGGAACUUCCAAACGACGCCUCGAAGUAUGAGUUGCUACAACGACUUCGUGUUGCAUAUGCUCUUGCAACUUCCGCAGAGACCAGGCGUCAGAUUCUUGCCAUUAGAGUCCUUGCAGUCACAAACUUGGCAUACAUUUAUCCGGAAACUCUCUUCCAGCAAAAGGUCCUUAAUCAUGAUUCUGAUAUUCCGAAGCGGCUGCAACUUGCCUAUCAGCUUGCCGAGUUUGUGCACCUCGGUGUCGCAGGUGAUAUUACCGCUUCAACGCUUAAUCAGACCUUCGCGCUCAACUGUCUCGACGCUCUGGCAAAACAUAAAUCCCGUUCUGCGGAUGUUUGCGCGGCCCUUAGCGUGAAUGUUAACCACGGAAUUCUCAUGUUUCUCACGCGCAAGGCUGUUGCAGACCUGGCCAUCGAGGAGAACGCGGACGACCCACCUGAAGCUGACGACUGGAGAGAGACUCUGUUUGCACUCCUUCGAACUCUUCCAAAUGCUGGCACGCGAACUCCGGAGACUCUCGUGGCGGCCGGAUUGAUUCCUCUGUUUGUCGACAUCUUGAACCUCCGGACGGAUAAAGCAAGAAAAAUAUAUCCCCGAGUGAUGGAAUUCUUGGAUACUUUUGUUCAUUCUGUUCGAGAUGCGUUGGCAACAUUGGCUGGAGCCAAGGGUUUCCAUGCGAUUUCAGAUCUAAUCUCUUUCGAGACAAAAACGUCGUUCGAUUCGGUGGCUAAGGAUGCGGGAAUUCCGGCACAUUUUAAGACGCCCUCCAUCGAUUACCAGAUUCCCUACUUCCAGCAGCAAUCCCUGAGGUGGUUAUUCAAGUUUGUCAACCAUGUAAUGCAACAUAAUAGUGGUGGAUUUGAGCGUCUACUUCGGAAUCUCAUCGAUUCGCCUCCACUUCUAACGGCUCUUCGUUUGGUCCUGGAAAACGCCCGUGUCUACGGGUCCCAUGUAUGGAGUGGCGCAGUGAACAUUAUGAGCCAUUUCAUACAUAACGAGCCAACCAGCUACGCUGUUAUUGCCGAAGCUGGGUUGAGCAAGAGCCUCCUCGAAGCAGUGACUGGCCGGCCCGUGCCGAGCGAUACAACAGAUGUCAACACUGCCGCUAGUGAUAUUGAGAACAGUGAUCAUGCCCCAGCCGAAACCCGACCCCUGUUUAUUCCAGCCCGUGCAGAAGCCGGCGAUCAUGAGACUCUCAAGUCUAAGAUUGUCAGGGCUCCGGAUCGCAAGCUUGCUGAAGCAAUUUUGCCUUCAACCGAAGCUAUCGUAUGUAUCCCCCAAGCAUUCGGGGCUAUCUGUCUGAACCAAGGAGGUCUAGAGUUAUUCCGAAAGUCAGAUGCCCUUGAAAGCUUCUUUGAUAUAUUCGAAAGUCCAGAGCACGUGAAAUGCAUGAAGAAUGAUUCGAAUCUUGUUCGUGUUUUGGGUGGCUCAUUCGACGAACUCGUUCGACAUCACCCCCCUUUGAAGUCUGCGGUUAUGAGUGCUGUUCUGCUCAUGGUUGCUCGCGUAGCCCAACAUUGCAAAUCCAAAGCAUCUGAACCUGGACUUGGUGCGAAGCUCUGGACUGAAGGAGAAGAUGGAAAGCUUUCCAUAGCUGGGGGAGCUUCUUCAUUGCUUGGUGAUAUUGGCUCUGCUUUCACUUAUACUCUUGGUAAUCAGCAACCCCCUUCAGAGGCAGAGCCAGCGGGGCCAACAGAACCAGCAGAUUCUGAGAUGAGGAGUGUCACAACGACUCCCGGGGAUGGAAACGCGUUGACACCUGCGAAGAAGCCGGAAAAUGGCGAUUUCAAGGACCUUGAUGCGCAUGGGCUUUCUGUUCCCAACUACAUGUUCCCUGUUGUGAAAUUCCUAAAUGCUUUUUUCGAGAACCACACUAUCUGCGCCAGUUUUAUCGAGGCAGGAGGGGUGGAGUAUGUCCUUGAUUUUGCCACCCUUCAGAGCCUGCCAUUCGAUUUCCAUAACACGGAAGCGAGUCAGCAGCUAGCACAAGUAAUCCACUAUAUGGUUGAGGUGAAGCCUCACCUUGUGCUUCCUUCGCUUCUGAAACGGACCCAGGAUGCAGUUGAUCGUUUAGCUCCGUUUUGGCGACAGUCUAGUCAAACAGGAUUUUUUGCUCCUUUGACAAACCCAUCGAAGCAAACCGAGGAUACUGCCGAAACUCCAGGAUCCGAAGAUGUGAAGGCUAAGGGGGCCUAUUACACAAAACAUCUCGUCGCAGUCCAUACUCUUACAGAUAUCCUCCGCGAAGCAUAUACACCGCCGAUCUACCCAACCCGUCCUAGCCAGCAGACAUCUCCGUUUGUCCAGGUAAAUUUAGCUGAUAAAUAUGUUGCUCUUGUCAAGCGACUUGGGUCCUUGCAUUCGGCUUGUGUCUGGGAAGAAAUCUUGCUGCAGAAGGAUAUGCCAGAAUCUUGGAAUGAAGCCACUAGAGUUCCUGGAUAUGGGUUUGAUGGAGAGGAAGAAAUUGAACCGCUAAGUACUUUACCCGUAGAUGAUGUAUCAGAGCCUGGGGAUGUGGCCACUGAAGAUGCAACUGGAACAACUGUUGCUGGAACGGACCCUGCCCAUGGACUUCCCAACGGCGAGACCACACGUCGAAGCGCGGUUACUCAAACCUCUGUUAGCUCAGAGAGGGGUGCGACAUUUAGGAAUGUGAAAACUCUCCGUUACCUGCUCAGUUCUCUACCAUCCUCUAUAACUGGUUUCUUCCAACUUUUGGGUCAUGGUCUCAUCAGCAAACGGCGAAUGGAUAACUAUCAACGGCAAAAGGCCGGCAACGUUGCUGAUGCGAUUGCUUCGAUGAUUCUGGAGCAAUUGAACCUUGACGCGCCUAAGAAAACAACCUGUGUAAAAGACCGGUUUUCGUAUCUCAUAGUCAUAUUGUCGUCGUUCUCUCAGUUACUAUUUGAUACUACCGCUGAGCGUCCACAUUCUCAUUGCCUGACGAUCAUUCUAUCGGCUUUCAAGAAGCUAAAUGGGAUCCAGACAAUGAAAGGUUUGUGUGGUUUAUUCCUGAAUGAGAUUAAGAACCUUGGCCCUCAAGCUGGGCAGGAUAGUACUUCAAAAGAUGUUCCUGCACGUCUGGCAUCUGCUUAUGGAGGGAUUAAGAUUAUUCUUAAUUUCUUUUCCGAGAUGACAUCUGCUCAAUAUAUUAUCGACUCUACCCAGACUCAGGCAAUGGCCAGCACCGGCGGGGACCGUGACCGUCCUGACUAUUUUCUUCCAGCGCAAUUCUUGGUUGAACUUCGAAUGGAGGUCAUACCAAUGGUGCAAGAAAUGUGGAGUUCCGGGUUUGUGGAAGAAGCGUCGAGCUCUAUUCUGAAAUCUCUGAUUGACAUUCUCCGCUCUGUCCUUGAAGGAGAAUAUGAAACGGGAGCCUUCCGUCGUGGUGAAAGCCUUCCUGCCGUUUCAGCGGCGACUCCAAGAACCUUCACGUGCCAUAGGGAGCGUCUGUCCACACUAAAAGAAAAUGGUCAUGACGAAAAUCUUGCCCGAGAGGCCCUCUACCGCUGUAAUAACAGCGCGCCCGCUGCCGAAGAGUACUGUGCCAGCCAGAAGGGUCUCCGCCCACCACCUAGGAGCCCAGUCCCUUCUCAUGAACUAGAGCAAGCGACAAGUAGUAGUCCCUCGCUCCGUGACAGCAUCUUUACCAACCUUAGCACCUCGCAACCGCCAUCGGACGGCACUCAGAUUUUGUCUGCAACCCCAUUCGAUAUCGCCUCAUUGUUUCCCCACCUUACCCAACCAAGUCCAAACGUCGAGGAACGUGGAACAAACCAAGCAGAGAGUGCAGCAACUCAAGCUGCCCAGAGUGAGGAUACAACGAGUACUGGUGGGCUGCUCGCAAUGAGCAUUGAUAAUAUUCUUAACGAUCAGGGAGGAUCCCCGGCUGAAGAGAGGAGCAUGUCUGCUCAGCGCGCGGAGACCGCUCCUCAACCUCCACCAACUAGCCAACCGGCUCCUUCUCCAAAGCGGCGGGAGGUAGUAACUGUUGAAGACCUGGACAGUGAACGUGAUAACGUCCGAACCAACCUCAUUGAACGAUGUCUCGAUGUAUUGAAUGGUCAUCACGACAUAACUUUUGAGCUCGCCGAUCUUAUUGGGUCUGCAACCGCCAGGCUCCCUGACCCGGUCAAUUUUCGUCGGGAGGUUGGUGAAACGUUGAUGCAUUUCCUGAUAUCUCUCCAGAUGGAAGAAAAUUUCCAAUCAUCAGGAAAGAAAAUAGCGGCGUACGCUGGCUUGUUAGCCUUGGUACUGCAAGAUAAGGAUGUGUAUGAAGCCACUCUUGAAGAGUUGAAGGAAAAUUUCUCGAACCUGCUUGGCUUUAUCCAAAUCCCAUCCUCUUCCGCUGAAAAGCCUACUGAUGAAUCAUGUCCGUGGAUUCCGCAAGUUUUGCUCAUUCUUGAAAGAGUCCUUUCCGAUGACGUAACGCCACCUUUAAUUCGGUGGAACCCACCAAGUCCCGAUGGGUCUGCCGGACCAGAAGAGCUAGCACAGCUUGAGGAACCAGUUAUUCCGUUUUCUGACAAGAUGGAGCUUUUCGAAACAAUGGUUGAUAUUCUCCCUCGAAUUGGCAAGGACGAAACACUCGCGCUGUCUGUUUCUCGCAUGCUCGUCAUCUUGACCCGUGAAAGGGAUAUUGCCGUACGGCUAGGAGAAAAGCGCAACCUUCAACGCCUGUUUGUCAUGAUCAAGCAAUUAGCUAGUGGUUCAGAUGACAGACUUCAGAAUACAUUUAUGCUGAUCUUGAGACAUAUAAUUGAAGAUAACGAUACCGUUCGUCAAAUAAUGAGAAGUGAAAUUGUUGCUGGUUUCGAAAGUCGAUCACCACGUCAGACGGACACCACAGGAUAUGUGCGCCAAUUCGCCCAUCUUAUAUUGAGGAACCCGAUACUAUUUGUGGAGGUUACGAAUGAGAAAUUAAAACUACAGCGGUACGACUCACACCAACGACCACAACUCCUGGUCCUGAAAUCCGAAGCAAAUGAUGCGGCUUCUCGGCGAGAUCAGGGCCAUUCUAGCCAGGAGGACAAUGAAGGUUCUAAGAAGCCAGAGUCUGCCGGACCUCAUACUGAACCUCAAGAUGGGCAGCCAGCUGAAGGCAAGGAAGAUAGGGAGGACAAGGAGGGUAAGGAAGGUAAAGAUGGCAAGGAGAAGUGUAAAUCAACUGAGCUCAAGGCGCCCGUUGUUGAAAAUCCUGAUGGGGUGAUCCACUACCUGCUCUCCGAAUUACUCUCUUAUCGCGAUGUCGACGACAAGGAACCACCCGCAGAAUCUACAGAGAAAUCACUACCCCGCACAGAGUCUCAAAGCGAUGUAGAAAUGGCAAGUGGACCAGCGUCGCCAACUUCAUCUACUUCGGGGACACAGACUAGCAAGACUCCCAAGAAGACUGAAAAGCCUCAAUUUAAGGCAGACGAGCAUCCAAUCUACAUUUACCGCUGUUUCCUAUUACAGUGUCUAACUGAGCUUUUGUCCUCAUAUAACCGAACAAAAGUGGAGUUCAUCAAUUUUUCGCGCAAAGCUGACCCCUUCGCCACGACCCCUUCGAAGCCACGCUCCGGUGUUUUGAACUAUUUACUGAACUCGCUAGUUCCUAUCGGGACACUGGAUCAUGGAGAAUCUAUCCCGUUCAAAAAGCGGGUCAAUACGUCUAAUUGGGCGAUGCGGGUGAUAGUUGCCCUCUGCACCAAGACGGGAGAGUUUGGCGGGCCAUCCAGACGUCGCACUGUUGUAAAUGACGACAACGAACCUGAGCUCCUAUUUGUCCGCAAGUUUGUCCUCGAGCAUGCCCUGAAAUCCUACAAAGAUGCCAAUGCUUCGACUGAACCUCUUGAUGCGAAAUAUGCCCGACUUCUUAGUUUAGCCGAUCUAUUUGAUAAGAUGCUCUCAGGGGGCACAAGUGGAGAUGGCACCACGCAUUUUCCUUCGUCUACUCGGCAGGUUGCGAAAACUAUGUUUGAAAAGAAUUUCAUUUCAGCCUUUACAGCGUCUAUAUCCGAUAUAGAUUUGAAUUUCCCUCCAGCAAAGAGGGCUGUUAAAUACAUUCUUCGACCGCUGAACAAACUAACACAAACUGCAGUCUUGUUGAGUGAAACAUCAAGCAUUCCAACCAUGCCAGGGCAAACCGAUGAAGAUGAUGAUAUAUCCUCGGCGACCUCUGUAUCGGAUAUGGAAGAUGAGCGGGAAGAAACCCCCGAUCUUUUCCGACAUUCUACGCUUGGCAUGUUCGAACCAAACCAUGAGGAGGGUACUACUAGCGAAGAGGACUCGGAGGACGAUGAAGAGAUGUACGAUGACGAGUAUGAUGAAGAAAUGGAUUAUGAAGAGGAUAUGCCGGAAAACGAUGGAGAGGUCGUUAGUGACGAAGAUGAAGAGGAUAUGGACGAGCGAGGGCCUAUUGAAGGUUUGCCUGGGGAUUCCGGUAUGGAUAUUGAAGUCCUCAUCGAAGGAGAUGACGAUGACGACGACGAUGAUGACGAUGACGAUGAUGACGACGACGAUGAGGACGAUGAAGAUGACGACGAGGACGAAGAAGGUUCGUCGGCCAUGGACGAUGACUUGAUCGCGGGUGAAAUCACUGGAGACAAUGACAACGACAGCCUCCAGGAUGGAGACGAAGGUGAAUGGGAAAGUGAAGAUAUCUCGGACAAUGAUGAGGAGGAAGACGGGGAGCAAAAUAGAAACCGCCUUGAUAUUCACCGUCUUGAAUUAGAUAUAGGAAUGGGAGAAGAACUUCAUGACGACCUGAUGGACGACGAAAUGCAGGAUGACCAAGACGAGGAUGACGAAAUUGAUGAGCUGGAAGGGUUGGACGAAGUGGACGACGAUGAAGACCUGAUCCAGACCUUCGAUUUCGAUCACGCAGGCCAAUUUAUGUUGCAUGACACUGAUGCAUCAAUGGAUCACCGCCACGCGCCUCAUGGUCGAUUCCGUGGAAUCCCUCCCCCUCCAUGGAGCAUGUUUUCUGGAGGCCUGGGAAAUCGUCACGGUAUCGUACCUAUCCAGGGUUAUAGAACCCAUCGGAAUCAAAUUCCCUCACGUGGAAAUGACGAUGGGAGCAAUCCACUGCUACGUCGUAACGACCGCCCUACGGACGUUGCGCCUGGAGCUAGAGGUCCUCCCGAAGCUUUGAGUGAUUGGGUCCAUGCAAUUGAUCCUAACCACCAAGGGCGUCUUCUCUCGAUGGAUAGCCCGGUUACAUUCAUGAACGCAAUUAUGCAAGCUCUCGGUCAAGGUGGCGGUGGUUUUGGUGUGGUUAGCCGACCAGAAGGAGUCCGUGUUCGUCUUGACCAGCGUCCUAUUUUCACCAGUCGUAUCCAGGAUUUGUUUGGCGUUAGUCGACCCCAAGCGACCACUAGACGUCCUCGUGACGAUCCUUAUCAAGCGGUCACAUUUGUCCUAUCGACAACCUCGACUCGUUGGCAAGAAGAAGCACGACUCUUGUUUAAUAAUUCGUACUUGGAGAAAGCCCAGCGGGUUGUAAAUUCCCUCCUUAAAGUUCUUGUUCCCCCGGCUAUUGAAGAAGAAAAAGUUAGACAAAAGCAAUUGGAGGAAGAGCUUAAGCGACGAGAGGAGGAGAGAAUCGAGCGAGAGCGUCAAGAACAACUCGCGAAGGAUGAAGCUGAGCGGGAGAGAAAACGGAAGGAGGAGGAAGAGGAAGCGUUAAGGCGUCAAGAAGAAGCUGAGAGAGCCGAGAGAGCCGCUGAAGAAAGUGCACAGCAAGCCGCUGAACAUCCUGAAGGAGAGCCUAUGGACGGUGUGCAGCCUACUGAACCAACACAAGAACAAGCCGCUGCUCCAGGCGAGGGCGAGGCUGCGGCGGCCGGCCCUUCCGAACCUGCGCCCCGGGUUCACACCACAAUCCGCGGUCGCCAACUUGACAUUACUGGAAUGGAUAUUGACCCAGAAUAUUUAGAAGCACUUCCUGAAGACAUCCGUGAAGAGGUCAUAAUGCAGCAACUCACUGAGCAAAGAUCACAGGCUGCUGCAUCCGGCGAAGAGCCAAGCGAGAUAAACCCGGAGUUUUUGGAAGCGUUACCCCCUGAUAUCCGUGAUGAAAUUCUGCAACAGGAGGUCGCUGAUCGUCGACGACGUGAGCGAGAGGCUGCCCGUCGAAAUGCAGCUGCAAGUGGUGGCGCAGCUGCUCCGGAUGAUAUGGAUCCUGCCAGCUUCAUUGCUACGUUGGAUCCUUCCCUAAGACAAACCGUACUCGCUGAUCAACCCGAAGAAAUUCUUGCAUCUCUUGGUCCUGAAUUUGUCUCGGAAGCGCGCGCUCUCACGGGGCGAAGACUUGCUCAGUUUGCCGAUAUAGGCAGGCUAGACCAGCGAUCGCGACCUGACGCUGCUCAACGUGACCAUGGAGCCAAAAAACCUCAACGCCGUCAAAUUGUCCAGAUGCUCGACAAGGCUGGCGUAGCUACCCUCCUCCGUCUCAUGUUCAUGCCUCUGCAGGGAAAUGCACGGCAUCAUAUCAAUGACAUCCUUCAUAACGUCUGCCAAAACCGCCAAAAUCGUUCUGAGGUGCUAAGUCUCCUGCUUCUGAUUCUCCAAGAUGGAAGCGCGGACGUUUCUGCUGUCGAGCGCAGUUUUGCUCAUUUGUCGCUGCGUGCUAAGACCCCAACAGCGGCGCAGCGGACCCCACAGUUGAAGCGAACGUUGUCAUUGCCAGUUCCUGGUGCCAAUAAUGACGUCACGCCUUUGGUUGUGAUUCAACAGUGCUUGGGAGCCCUAUCUUUCCUCACGCAAUACAAUCCCCAUAUCGCAUGGUUUUUCCUCACGGAGCACGACACAGCGGCGUCCCUCAAAAUGAAAGCGCUGAGGAAAGGAAAAGGCAAAGAAAAUAGAGCCUCUAAGUUCGCGCUCAACUCACUCCUGUCCCUGCUUGAUCGCAAGUCGAUCAUGGAUAGCCCAAGUUGCAUGGAACAGCUCUCAAGCCUUCUCAGUAGCAUCACUCAGCCAUUAACGCUCCUCCUACGAAAAGACAAGGAACGGCAUGAGAAAGAAACCAAGGAGAAAGAGGCCAAGGAGAAAGAGGCCAAGGAGAAAGAAGCGGAACGCACCGAAGCCACUGCUGAAAGUACACAAUCUGCGCAACCCACCGAGGCUCCUCCCCAGGAAACUGAGGGCACUCGUACUGCCGAUGAGACUGCUCCGCAUAGUGAUACAACGAUGGCUGAUGCUGGACCCACAGAGCAAGGUCAAGAUCGUGCUGAAGGUCAAGAAGAAGCGAGUGGGUCAUCUAUUGAAGAAAAGGCAGAACCUUCAAAACUGGCUGAGGAAGAGAAGCAGAAGAAGCCUCGUAUCCCUGAGCCUCCUGUGGUACCAGAACACAAUCUUCAAUUAGUUGUCCGCAUCCUUGCUGCCCGAGAAUGUAAUGGCAAAACUUUCCGAGAGACCCUUUCGACCAUCAACAAUCUCUCCGCUAUCCCUGGAGCCAAGGAAGUGUUUGGUAAAGAAUUGAUUGCCCAGACACAAGCUCUAAGUAAUUCAAUACUGGGUGAUCUUGGCGAACUUCUUCCCCAUAUUAACCAAGCGGAGACUGGUAUCGAGGUGCAGGGCAUGGCGCUUUCCAAAUUCUCUCCUGCUAGUUCGGAUCAAGCCAAAUUACUCCGGGCCUUGACUGCCCUUGAUUAUCUAUUUGACCCAAAUAGGCUUGACAAGGAGAAGUACAGCGAGCCCGAGUCGUCUAAUAAUGAGGAUGUUUUGAAGAUACUCUAUGAAGGUACCACAUUCGGACCUCUGUGGGCGAAGUUAAGUGAGUGUUUGCAUUCUAUUCGACAGAAAGAAAGCAUGCUCAAUGUGGCCACGAUACUUCUGCCACUCAUCGAAUCACUUAUGGUUGUAUGCAAGAACACCACGUUGAAAGAUGCUCCUCUCUCAAGACAUGGACGGGAAUAUUCCGUUUCUAGUCCCCCACCCGAGUCUGGAAUGGAAGCCUUAUUCUUCAACUUUACGGAAGAGCACCGCAAGAUUCUCAAUGAGCUUGUCCGUCAGAAUCCUAAGCUCAUGAGCGGCACGUUCUCUCUUCUCGUCAAGAACCCUAAGGUAUUGGAGUUUGAUAAUAAGCGCAACUACUUCACACGUCGGAUACAUUCGCGUGGCAGUGAAAUCAGACAUCCCCAUCCUCCUUUGCAACUCUCUGUUCGCCGAGACCAAGUUUUCCUGGAUUCCUUCAAAUCUCUCUACUUCAAGACUGCCAACGAAAUGAAAUACGGCAAAUUGAAUAUUAGGUUCCAUGGCGAAGAAGGUGUUGAUGCCGGCGGGGUCACUCGUGAAUGGUUUCAGGUUCUAGCACGUGGCAUGUUCAACCCCAACUAUGCCCUAUUCAUCCCUGUGGCUUCUGAUCGCACAACAUUCCAUCCAAAUCGCCUCAGUGGAGUGAAUCAGGAACAUUUGAUGUUCUUCAAAUUCAUCGGAAGAAUCAUCGGCAAAGCUCUAUACGAAGGACGUGUGCUUGAUUGCCAUUUUAGUCGAGCCGUCUACAAGCGUAUCCUCGGCAAGUCUGUUUCUAUCAAAGAUAUGGAAACACUCGACCUCGAUUAUUACAAGUCUUUGCUGUGGAUGUUGGAGAAUGACAUUACUGACAUUCUUACUGAAAACUUCUCCGUCGAGUCUGAUGAUUUUGGCGAGAAGCAGACAAUUGAUUUGGUUGAGAAUGGUCGCAAUAUCCCAGUCACACAGGAGAAUAAGGAAGAAUAUGUACAACGCGUGGUUGAAUAUCGCCUUGUUGGCUCUGUCAAGGACCAGCUGGACAACUUCUUGAAAGGAUUCCACGACAUUAUCCCUGCCGAUCUUAUUGCUAUAUUCAACGAACAAGAACUAGAGCUCUUGAUUUCCGGGCUUCCCGAAAUUGACGUAGAUGACUGGAAGAAUAAUUCUGAAUAUCAUAAUUACUCCGCAUCCUCACCUCAGAUCCAAUGGUUCUGGCGUGCAGUACGAUCAUUUGACAAGGAAGAACGUGCGAAACUUCUUCAAUUCGUCACUGGUACUAGUAAAGUCCCGCUCAAUGGCUUCAAAGAGCUUGAGGGUAUGAAUGGCUUCAGCAAAUUCAACAUUCACCGAGACUAUGGGAAUAAGGACAGGCUGCCUAGUUCCCAUACAUGCUUUAACCAGCUCGACUUGCCUGAGUAUGACAGCUAUGAAACCCUACGGCAGCGGCUUUACACAGCAAUGACUGCAGGCAGUGAAUAUUUUGGUUUCGCGUAGAGGGAGCAAAAUUGUGUACUUUUCGUGAAUUUUUGUGUUUUCUGUUGUUAUUUAUUUCCCUUCUGAUUUUUUUUUUUUUUUUUUCCCAGCCUCUUUCUUUCCAAAAUCCCCUAACCACAGAUAUAUCUUUGUCAUUUCCAUUUUAUGACCUAUGCACUAUGCAUUUGUUUAUUCAAAGCAUCUGGCGGCGCGCUCACCUUGAUAUUUUGUUUUGUCACUUUUGUUUUGUUCACUUUCUGUGUUUUUUUACCCUGAUUCCAAACUGUACACUCGAACGGCACGGGUAUUCGAUUUGUUCUAUAUCGGAGGGGAAUGGACGGGAUAGGGGAGACUGUACUUCCAGUUUUUCUUUUCUUUAUACUCCAGGUAACGGGGACCACGUUUCACUUUUCUCUGUCAAGAUUGAGCAGGGAUGCAGUCUAGCAACGGAGGAGAGGAGGUCGCCAGCCGGAGUGCAGGCCAGCUGCCGUGUCUACUUUCGCUCAUUGCUGUUGAUAGCCACCGCUCAAUCUAUCCCCUUGACACCCAUGUAUCUAGCUUAGCACUCUUAGAAUUAAAAGUAGAGAUCUCUUCCAUG
Messenger RNA from Blastomyces gilchristii SLH14081, 18787 nucleotides. Its product is annotated as E3 ubiquitin-protein ligase HUWE1, variant. Gene Ontology annotation, molecular function: oxidoreductase activity, acting on paired donors, with incorporation or reduction of molecular oxygen; peroxidase activity; iron ion binding. Gene Ontology annotation, biological process: response to oxidative stress; protein polyubiquitination; positive regulation of protein catabolic process. The record is from RefSeq and is a predicted model, not a curated record. The transcript has 16 exons. Lineage: Eukaryota; Fungi; Ascomycota; Eurotiomycetes; Onygenales; Ajellomycetaceae. Bases 5866 to 18210 code for a protein of 4114 amino acids.